This is a messenger RNA of Diorhabda carinulata, 1970 nucleotides long. Its product is annotated as UDP-glucosyltransferase 2-like. Bases 254 to 1651 code for a protein of 465 amino acids. Gene Ontology annotation, molecular function: UDP-glycosyltransferase activity. The record is from RefSeq and is a predicted model, not a curated record. NCBI's taxonomy places the organism in Eukaryota, Metazoa, Arthropoda, Insecta, Coleoptera, Chrysomelidae. The transcript is spliced from 4 exons.
CCCACCCUCCUUGGUAUACUCUUCUUUUUUUAUUGAUAUGUAGUACAUAGCGUAUCCAAAAGUGGUAGAGAUGAAGUAAAAGAUUUUUCUUAUAAAGACGUUUCCAAAUCAAUAUUUUUUUCCCACAAUUCCAAACUAUCAAUAAACAAAUAGUUUUAUCAAAUUUGUUUUAAUGUAUAAUAGACUACUUACUUAAAGCCGCGAUUAUUUUCGAUAAUAGUAUUACCACCCUAAUCGUCUUCAAUAGGACAAAAUGAGACAUAUUGUUUUCGAAAAUUUGUUAUUAUUAUUAUACGUCGUGAAUCCGAUAAAAUGUUAUAAAAUUUUGGGGGUGGUGCCUGCGCUGCCUUACAGUCAAUUUACAUUGGGGCUCCGUUUGAUGAAGGCUUUGGCCGAUAAAGGUCAUCAAGUAACUUUCGUUAAUAGUUAUCCGCAAAAAGUGCCCCUUAAAAAUAUCAGGGAUGUAUCUACGGAGGAUAUCAAAAAAGUCUUGGAAGGUAAAACAUUUACUAAUUUAUUUAGCGACUCUUUCGCUUAUUUCGCUUACAAAUUCAAAUGCCCUUCAAUAAUCCUGACUCCUGGUUCGACUAAUUUAUUCAGUAACUAUUUAGUGGCGAAUCCUUCACCGCCUUCGUACGUUACUAAUUUAUUAGCCGAUUACGGGGCGGAUAUGAAUUUUUGGCAAAGAUUUUCAAACAUAAUUCGCGAAUUAGUCGGAGAAAUAUUCAUCCACAAUAUCUUGAUUCCAAAACAGAACCAAGUUCUUAAAGAAUUGUUCCCGGACGCUCCCGAAUUAACAUCGAUUUUGUACGACGCCAGUUUGAUUCUAGCAGCGUCCCAUUCCAGUUUCUACGAUCCGAUACCUUUGCAGCAAAACGUUAAAGAAAUCGGCGGAUACCACGUCCAACCACCCAAGCCCUUACCUAAGGAUUUACAAGAAUUUAUGGAUAAUUCACCAGAAGGUGUCGUCAUUUUUUCCAUGGGAUCAAAAUUGAAAAGCUCAGAUUUCAAUCCGGAAAAAAGGAGAGCCAUUUUGAACGCGUUUUCUAAAAUAAAACAAAAAGUUUUGUGGAAAUUUGAAGCGGAUUUGCGGGAUAAACCGAAAAAUGUAAAAAUUUCGAAUUGGUUACCGCAAUCGGAUAUUUUAGCCCAUCGAAACGUGGUAGGUUUCAUUUCGCACGGUGGACUACUGGGUACCACCGAAGCAGUAUACCACGGAGUACCCAUAUUGGGAUUACCAAUAUUUUGGGAUCAAAUUAAAAACGUUGACGUGGCGGUUUCCAAAGGAUUCGCCGUCAAAUUGGAUUUCCACAAUCUCGAUGAAAAAUCAUUCGGUGACGCUUUGAACGAAAUUUUAAAUAAUCCAACUUAUAGGGAGGCGGCAAAAGAACGUUCAUCUAUAAUGCACGAUCAGCCGAUCAAACAAAUCGACGAAGCGGUUUUUUGGUGUGAAUACGUUAUCAGACACAAGGGGGCGCAGCAUCUACGAUCGCCGGCUUUAAAUCUCCGAUGGUAUCAGUCGUACUACAUCGAUAUAAUCAUUUUUAUCAGUGUAGUUUUAAUAACUCUAUUGUUAAUUACAAGAUAUUUAUCAAUUUUUAUAUUCAAGAAAUUUUUUAUUAAAGAAAAUAACGAAAAGAAAAAUAAAUGAUUUUUUUUCGUUUGAUUUUAUUUAUCAUAAUUUAACUGUAUAUUUUGUGUGAUUUAAUAAUUAAAAUAUAUAAAAGGAUACAGAAAAUCAGAUCGAAAAAAGUGAAAAAAUGGAACUGAAAUUUGGAUUACUAAAAUGUGGGAAAAAUUUUGACUUAAUACUAGUUGUAACCAGAUUCGUUAAAAUAUUGGAAUUGUAUAAAAAAUAAUCUGCAGUUUUAGUCUUCUCGGGCCUCAUCAGUAUAUUUAUAUAAAUUUUUCAGUUUACACGAAAAAAAUUCAUUAUUUUAUGUAGAAUUUUUAUUAUGACAAGAUUUCGU